AUGGAGACCUUCUCUCUGCUGCUGCUUGGCCUAGGAUUGAUUCUUGCAGAAGCCUCAGAAAGUAUAAUGGAGAUAAUUAAAGAAGAAUUUGCAGGGGAAAAGAUGCAACCCAAGAUAGCGAAAAGUGACCAAGGAAAGGAGACUGAUGAGGUAUUAAUGAACUUAACUCUGUUUGGCAAAAAUGCCAGCCUCAGCUUGCCCAAGGCUGCUGUGCCUUCUCCACUACUGACAUGUAGAUUGUGUUAUAGCAUCCCUGAAGGAAGCAGUGCCCUUGCUGACAAAGAGUGUUGCAGCGACAUGAUGGCCUGGAGCAAAGUUCCAGAAGCUAUUGGGCCAUGCAAAUGGAGCAAUAGCUUCAUCCAUGGCCCCACUGAGGUGAUUCACAGGGUCAGCAAGGCCUCCAGCUGCAAGUGUGGACAGAACCGUGGCAUACGGCGCUGUGAGAGCCCAGAACUGGAGAAUUCUGCGUGCCAGCUCACCACAGGCAAGCAGUUCCCCAGGUGCCCACACCACAACAUCACCUUAUUAAAGAAGAUAUUGACAGUGCUGGCAGGUCAUUCUCUGAUGAGCUGGUUGACUCUAAACUGUAAACCCCACAGGAUGUGA
Molecule: messenger RNA, 606 nt
Organism: Chinchilla lanigera (long-tailed chinchilla)
Lineage: Eukaryota; Metazoa; Chordata; Mammalia; Rodentia; Chinchillidae
Gene: Rnase11
Product: ribonuclease, RNase A family, 11 (non-active)
Exons: 1
Coding region: 1-606 (201 amino acids)
Molecular function (GO): nucleic acid binding
Source: RefSeq, a predicted model, not a curated record